Ilex paraguariensis (yerba mate) is the source of this 2254-nucleotide messenger RNA. The record is from the annotation of a GenBank genome assembly. Lineage: Eukaryota; Viridiplantae; Streptophyta; Magnoliopsida; Aquifoliales; Aquifoliaceae.
UGUUAUGACGUGCACUCUAUUUAUUGGCGCAAACCUCGGGCGGCCCAAUAAACCCAAAACACCGUCUUGCAAGAACCCUAGCUCCAUUUCAGAGCUCGAAACACUCAUCCAUGGCGUCCUCUCAAUCUCUCCCUCUUCACACCCCUCCCUUUUCCUCUGUACACCGCUUUCUUCCCACUACAAAACGUAUUUUCCUCCCUAAAAUACCCCUCAGAACCAUUGGAAAUUCCCUCCCUGUCCUUGCUUACUCAGCUAAGCCGUCUAUAUCGGCUUCCGAGCAAGACAUACUUCAAGCCGUUGCGAACUCAGGGGACAAGAGUCUUCCAGGUGUGAGGACGUACGAGAAUGAUUUGGCUCGGCUCACGCUGGUCGGAGCUGUCGAUUUUGAGCAGGCUCUCACGGCGGCUGCGGCGGACGGAGGUGAAGCCGCCGCAGAGCACGUUGAUUCCGGAAUGGAUGCUAUGGUUGUUGAGACUGUCUUUCCAGGACCUCUGGAUGAGCACAGCACCGUCUCGACUCGACUGUUUUUGCCGGCAAGGAAAGUUAAAGAAAAAGCAAAAAAGCUCAAAAGUUCUCUAACUGAAGAUAUCCUGUUCAGCACAACAUCUAAAAAUAUUCUUGCUAUGACAUUUAGACAAGUAGUUCUCCAACAGCUUUGGAAUUUUGAGCUGGUAUUAUUUAGACCUGGAACAGAAAGAAACAUGGAUGAUCUGGAAAACCCAAGAGAGGUUCCUCCGUCUUUUACCCUCAGCUCCUCGGAUGAACGGGUCAUUUCUGUGCUUGCAGAAGUUGUUUGCCUUUUUGCUCUUGAAAGCACCGAAAGACUUUUCCUUAAAAAGUCAUCGGGCAGAUCAAAUAAUUUGUUCAAUUGGUUUGACAAGCCUAAAAGGAUUGUAUCGAAAGAUUCCUCUGUUAGCUUAUAUAAAUUGCUUGAAGAUGAGGUGGUUGCAAAUGCCAGAAGUCUGCUGGAAAAUUUUAAUUUAGAAAAGGCAGAUUAUAAUCCUGUAGAAGCAAAAUGGAAACACAAUUGGUGGAUUACAUCUGUUCACUCUAAAUUGGAAAAGAUUGGUGGUCCUGAAUUUAGUGCUUGGACUAGCGAGUAUAUACCUGCCUACAGGCUGCAAAUUGAUUCUAAUAGACUUGACAAUGCAAACGUUGAAGGGUGGAAAAGAUGUGCCGAGAAUAGGUGGGAAGUUCUACUUACCCACUCCCAAAUGGUUGGUUUGGCCAACGUUCUAGACAUGUACUAUGAAGAUCUGUUCACACUGCCAAAUAAAGAAUUGUUAUGUGGUGUGGAGGCGAAAGCUACCAACUUGUCCAUUAACAAGAGAAGCACUUCCUUGUUUAAAAUGCUGUCCAUCACCCUUGCAAGUGGAUUUUUUCUUGUUACGGUUGGUGUUCUAGGUCAACUUUAUUUGCCUCAUUUGUUCAGUGGAAGGAAGAACCCUCAAGAUAACCAUUCACUUCAAUCUUCUGUCGUGGAAUGUAUACAUCAAUCUGUGGACUCCACUAAGUUGGAAGAUCUGUGCAUCUCAGUGGUUCAAAAAAUUAAGGAUGGUUUUGGUUGGCCUGGGGAAAUAAUGACAGAACCCGGUGGUGGUGCAUGGACUGGGGAAGUUCCAAGAUACCUUAGGGUAGAUGAAGCUGAUACUAGUGUUGCAGACAUUUUAUAUGCUUCUGCUCCAUCAGAAAAAAGUGAUGAAGAGAUGAAAGCAUCCGCACAAGACAUUGCAAGUUAUCAGGUGGUUCUGUCGGUUGAUGGAAAGAUUAUUGGGUUCCAACCUACAAGUCGUGGGGCUGUCAAUAACUGGUCAGCCAACCCCCUGGCAAAAGAGCUGUAUAGUGGCAGAAAACUUUCCCCUGGCUUUAUAGAACCUAGACUCAACAUCAGUCAUCCAAGGGAGGUGGUGGCAUUGGAGUUGUUAAUGUCCGUAAAUCCUGAUUCUUAUUUUGCGUUGGCCAGACCAGUUGAAUUAUCACUGCCAAAAACCGUUGGUGAAAACUAGAACACAGCCUGUGGAUGCCACCUUGGGUAAGUUUGAUAUUAUUUAGCAGGACAUUAGAUAUUUUCACAUGUAGAUUUUCUUGGUUAAUUUCCUAGCCCCAACUUGUAUUUGAAAUAUUAAUACAGACCGUUUUUAAUAUUUUCUGGUUCUUAUGCUCAAGUGUUUAUGAUGGAUAACAAUAUAUGUUGUCAACCGUGGAUCUAGGGGGAAGUUGGUGUUUAUGGAUCUUGGGGCGGAGCAAGCGAGAG